Messenger RNA from Mizuhopecten yessoensis (Yesso scallop), 9121 nucleotides. Its product is annotated as kin of IRRE-like protein 1. Gene Ontology annotation, molecular function: cell adhesion molecule binding. The transcript has 15 exons. NCBI's taxonomy places the organism in Eukaryota, Metazoa, Mollusca, Bivalvia, Pectinida, Pectinidae. Gene Ontology annotation, cellular component: cell-cell junction. The record is from RefSeq and is a predicted model, not a curated record. Gene Ontology annotation, biological process: cell-cell adhesion. Bases 1150 to 3639 code for a protein of 829 amino acids.
UCCCAGCAUCUACUCUGAGAGUUGAGACCAGUCCGUGUAUACCAGCACGCCCUAAGUUUGGGGAUGAGCUUGGUGUCUAUAGUCCCUGUUUCCCAGCAUCCACUCUGAGAGUUGAGACCAGUCUGUGUAUACCAGCACGCCCUGAGUUUGGGGAUGAGCUUGGUGUCUAUAGUACCUGUUUCCCAGCAUCCACUCUGAGAGUUGAGACCAGUCUGUGUAUACCAGCACGCCCUGAGUUUGGGGAUGAGGGGUGUUGUGAGGUAUAGUGCUGAGGCUGACAAAUGUUAUACAGUGUCUAGGUACACCACAGUGUAGCUGGUACCUCUCUACAGACUCAAAGCCACAUACACCAUGUAAACAUCCCGUCUAUUGGUUUUCUUUUUAACUAAUUAAUGUCUGUCCAUUCCAUUUCAGACUCUACGACUAAUUACAAGAGUGGAGAUGUUGUAGAGCCCAGUUAAGGAGAUACUUCCAGAAAAUUGGAGAAAGUGUUACUCACUUUUACGUGAACUUCACAAAAAAGAGUGUAUUUUGUGAACGUGGAUGGUUGGAGACAGAGGCUGGGAAGUUUAGAAAGUGUGGGAUUACUUCAAAUAUUCAUGGAUUAGUUUUGUUCCCUGUAUAUCAACAUUGGACUCAACCUGCCUUUCCAGUAGGAACGUAGCAUUGUGUUGUGUAGGGGUGGAAGGUAGUUAACUUUUUAUCUUUAUUUUAAUUUGAAGACAGCGUGGAGUUACCAAACUUCCUUCAAACUCACAGAACAAAGAUUCUUACCAGCGGUGAUUCAUCAAUACUACAAAGUGCAAUUUGCAGAUUUUGUUAAAAAAAAUUGUUUAUAGCUAUUUGCACUGAAGUAGUUUGCCAUUGUUUGGAGUGUGUUACCUUGUGUGUACUGGCAAUCACAAACUACUGGAACCAGCCAACAAUUUUCCCCCGUGGAUUAUCAAUGCUGUAAAGGACUUGAUCAUCAGUGUUCUAGGGGAUGGUAGCUGUGUAACUUCAGCGCUUUCCUGGUGAAAAAGGACUGGAAUUGAUAUCAAAGGAACAACAACCGAUUUGUACCAGCAUGCAGUCGUGUUAAGGUAACUGAGGCUAACUGGAUUUACUGAACAGAUAUAUCCCCUGGAGUUUAAGUGAAAUUUUACAAACAUGAUGGAAUCUUACGGAGGCUGGCAAAAGAUGUUGGUCCAGAGCUGGUUGUACCUGUCUCUCUCACUCCUCAUCAUUACUAGAGCCCUGGGGUCACAACAGUUCACUGCCCAGCCAGAGAAUACAACGACGACCCAAAAUUCUACUAUAGUUCUUCAGUGUGAAGUGAAAAACCGACAAGGCACGCUUCAAUGGACACGGAACCGGUUGGGACUUGGGACCGUCCGUGCACUGCCUGGAUUUCCGCGCUACUCCAUGGUUGGCGGAACUAACAUCAUUGGAGGCGACACGAUUGAGGAGUACAACUUGAAGAUUGUAGACAUCCAACUUGAGGACGACGGCGAGUAUCGCUGUCAGGUCACCGCUACUGAGCAGACACACGGCAUCAUCACCAACAAGAUCACCCUCAAUGUACAAUUGCCACCCGACCCACCACAGAUGGGAGAUGUGUCGACCAUCGCUGUGAUUCAGGGCUCACCGACAAACGUAUCGUGUCAGGCAAACAACGGGAAACCGGGGGCGGAAAUCACGUGGUACCAAGAGGGUGUACGAAUAACACAUAAUGUGUUCUCACGCACGAUGACAAGGACAGACAAGCGUGCGGACACGCUCAGUGUUGUAACCAUAGUGGCCUCUAAAGAGGAUGCUGGAAAAAAGAUUGAAUGUCGGGCAAACAACCCAGCACUCCGAGUGCCGUAUAAAACUCACGCCAUUCUGGACGUGCAAUAUCCCCCGAGCCUCACUAUGGCACACAACAUCAGUCGACAGAUUCGGGAGUAUGACUAUGUACGAUUUACCUGUACAGGGACCGCUAACCCUUACAACAUACAGUGGAAAUGGUACCAUGACGGAGUUGGGAUCUCCGGAAGCAAUCAGAAUUAUCUGGAUAUCCCAUCAAUCAAGCGUGACUACCAUCAGUCGCGAAUCACAUGCGAGGGCUCGAAUGCUGUGGGCAGUACCCGUGCUUACGAAACACUACAAAUACAGUACGGUCCUCGUUUCAUCGGAGCCCCACAGCAUGUAGCAGUAGACUUAGGCGACUCUGCGACUUUGGUGUGUAAUGCCGAGGGAAACCCAGAGCCCAACAUCCUGUGGACCAAACAGGACUACUACAACCCCGUCAGUACCUCCCCUACCUUCAAUAUCCCCGAGGUCGAGGCCCAAGAUCUCGGCACCUACAUCUGUACAGCAACGUCCUUAGUAGCCGGGUUUCACGAGGUCAGCCGGGAAAUUUUACUUCUGCAGAAAGGACCUCCAAAAAUCCUUAGCAACAAGAACCAGUAUGCAGCCACUGGAGCGAGUGCCAAACUGGAAUGUCUGGUUCGCUCUGUCCCGACUCCUACCAAAAUAAAAUGGGAGAGAAACAAUGUUGAGAUCGACUACGCCAGCUCGGGACGAUACUCAGAACUCGAGGAACCAUUGGCUGAUGGAGUAAAACACAUGUUACAGAUCAUACAGGUCCAGGAGAGUGACUUCGGCCAGUAUAACUGUAGUGUGGAGAACGCCCGCGGGGCUGACCUCAUUACCAUUACACUCCUGGAGAAAGAUAUCCUGCCACUGUCUUACAUCAUAGGGGGCGUUGUCGGAGGCGUGGCUCUGAUCUUCCUCAUCGUCAUCGUUUUUGUCAUUUACCACAGAUACAAGGCUUCAGACUCUGACUCCUACGCUGAAACUGACAGUAACACUGAGAUUAAAAAACGCGAGAAAACAGAAUCACCGUCCGAUUUUACAAAAUCCACUCUGAUGGACCAGUGGAGACAGGAUUUAAAUUUCCAUUGCCCCACAGAUUAUGAAGAUCUGUACGGACAAAAGGCCACAUACAACAGAGACCAGCAGCUCUGUAUGGCCCCUUCAAUCAGGACCUUACCAGCUCAAUCGACCAAUCAAAACAUUUAUCACGUCAUUCCACCAUAUGGUCAGCGAUCUAUGACCCCAUGUGGCCUUGGGAAUAGAUCCAUGACCCCAUGCGGUAUUGGGCAGCGAUCCAUGACACCGUGUGGCCUCGGCCAGCGAUCCAUGACGCCAUGUGAACAGAACCAAAGACCAAUGUCACCUUAUGAGCAAGGACAGCGAACUCUGGCCUCAUGUGGAGGUCGACGAACACUACCAAGAGGCCAUCUGGCGGCUAGUCGAGAUGUGUUACAAUGUGCGACGUCCACCCUACCACAUAGGCCCUGUUGGCACCACUGUGCUCAGUCAUACAUACAGGAACAUAAGUUAAACAGUAGCGGCUACGGAACGCUGACGUCUGAUAAUUACAUUAAUGCUUACGAUCAUCACAAUGGUGGGCCACUAUUUAGUGAUUAUGCUCACCGAACGGAUGAGGCUCCGCCAGCAGAAAGGUUUGAAAACGGAUACAAUACAUACGGAACAAGUUCAUUUAGGAGUGCAUCGCGGACAGACUUCACCAAUCCGGAUUACACAGAUCCGUACUCCAACAGACUUCCGCCCGCUGAUGUCAACACGGCCAAAUUGGCCACCACGGUGUGAUGUGACCAGGAACUUUGUCGACACCUUGGACUGACUUUUGACACGAUCAUGUGACUCGCUGUGAAAGACCGUCAGUGAGGUCGACUUGCUCGUAUCAGACCAGGUGAUGUGACCUGUGGGAACGUAUUAGUGGGAAAGGUAGCAGUAGCAGACGUCAACAUCAGCAUUGCCGGACACAAGAAUGUCGGUGUUAAGCAUGUCAACAGUUAUGUGCCUCUACCACUAUACUAAUAUCUCCAAUUGCGACUGGGAUGGCCCUUCAUAGCUUCCAAUACAUGGAGUGGUAGUAGUAAAGCGCCCUCUCAAUAUCUGGUCUGGUAGGGAAGUGUUAAAAUGCAAACAAGUUAAUUCUAACGCGUCAUUACGGAAGAAUGUGUCUGUUAGUCUCCUGGUCUACAUCACCGAACUGAAAGUCUGAACUACUGAUUGUUUACAAAGUGACAUUCAGCAUUUUAUAUCAUAGUCUAUGCACGCACUAGAUGAACAUUUCAUUGCCAUAUCUUCAUCUGUCAUCUAUGUACAGUACCGAAUACCGUACCACGUGGUACACCUCCUUAGAUGUUGUGACGUAUGAGAGAAGGCUGGACCUAUCAUUAGUUUUGAUCAGUUUGUGUUUCAUCAUUCUGAACAUCGAUUACAACACUGCUUGAAGAUGUGAGUGGACAGGGAGGUGUGUUAUUACUGGAAUUGAAUAUUAACUUACGACGUGAAUUUACUUUAUGAAUGGGGAGAUAGCACUAUGCCUGUCAAAGAGGUACAACUCCAUAGAGACAUAUAACGGUAACAGUGGAGUUUACCAAACGGCAGAACGUAACUGGUUUAAAAGGACACCUACCCCAUAUGCCUGGUGAUAUCGACAAAGAAGUUAAUGCACUUUUUGACUGUUUUGUAUCCAAGAAAGAUGAACUUUCUUUCUUUUUUGUUGCCAGGCCAUAUGAAAGUAUAAAAUUUACCAAGUAUGCAUACUUUUUGAAAUUUCUAUGAGGAGAUUAUAUGUGCUCAGAAUAAAAAGCAUAAAUAGAAUAUGUGUAUGUAUACCCCAGGAAAAUCAUUUUUAAAUGGUAUAUUUGAGCUGUUCUAUCAGAUCUUAGGAAUAGUUAAGCAAAUUCACAGAUUUAAAAAGUGCUCAAAUAUAGAGUCCGAAAUCGGGAAUGUCCCUCCAAAAUAGAAGGAGUUGGCAAGUAUGAGUACGAUGUAUGUAUAUACGAGCUAAGAAAGGAACUAUUUCUGUCAAAAGGAGUAAUUUGUUUAAAACAACCACCGAGUGACAAAACUGUGUCAAUUAACAAGUCAGUCAUUCGUUCCAGUCCUUACUGACAUAUUAUCUUCCACAUUCAGAUGUGUGCCUUCGUAACGAUAUUGUAACAUUUUCUAAAUGUUGGAAUAAUAAGUUAGAGAGAUAUACCAUAGCAUCAUUUACAUAGCGUUUAUACGGAUCACCAGUCAGACAAUCAUACGUUUAAACCAGUCUUUUGUAGAUGUUAAAGGUCAACUGGUGAAAAAACUUCGAUAUUUUAUCUUCAUCCAUUGUGUUAUGUACUCAGACAAUCGUAUAUUUCGAAUCAUCCAGAAUUUGUACUAAUCUACCUACGUCGGGUGUGGCACAACUACGUAUGGCUUUACUGACCUUUGUCACUGAACCGGGACCACAACACAGAGAUCUCAACAUAACUGCUCACUAUCAGACUUACUUAGAAUAGAGGUGUCACACGGAUCAUGGAAGGGGUCAACACACAAACAUGUGGAUGUCUGCUGAAGUAACAGAUGGAUUCCUGAAGGUCAAUGCCGUUUCAAGACAGGAACAACUAACUAAAAUCGGCUGUUCAAUCUGUUUUGUGUAAGAUAAAAUAGUGAAGAUAUUUGUGAAUAUGUACCGAGGUAUUUCUCCUUAGCUAAAUGUAGAGUUAUCUCCCCAUUUGUUCAACUGACUAUUAUAUAGAUAAAGAAAAGUUUCUUUAUAAAGUAUAUGUACAUCUGUAGUUAGGACGAAACACUUUAAUGCUGUGCAUAUUUAUUGUGUCUGUGUCAAUUAAAUAUCACAAUCACGAAUUUGUUUUACCGCAUCGAAAUGUUUCACGUGCAAGUUAAACAUAGCGUAUGAUCCAAAUAAUUACAUAGAGGACAGUUAUGUUUAAUAUAUAUAUAGACAUUGCUUCAACGGUCGUCAGCAUGUCUGAUGGAGAUGGAAGGAAACUAAAGUUAACACAUUCUCGUGUCAUACUUCGGACCUUUCCAAAAAUAAAUAAUAAAUGUUGCAUUAGUAAUUCACUUCAUAAUUUAAAUAAUAUAUCCAUUGCUUCUGUCACUCAUUUUUUCCGGCAAUAACCUCAUAUUAAAACGGAAAUGUUUUGGUAAAACUUGAAAUUUGGAAAAGAGAAAACCAGAUAAGAUUACGUGAAGUGAGUAUGACGCCGUCUGUAAGCGGUGGAAUGUGUUGUGAUAAUGUGAAUGUGUUGCUAGUAUUGAUUUUUUCAUUUUUUUUUCAUUGUAAAUUUUUAUCAUAAAAAGCAGGGCUGAAGGCAUGUGAAUAUAUUUCCAAUCUUGUUUUGUGGAAAAUAUGCAUGCCCGAAUUUGACCGUCCACUGUGUUCAAACUGCUUCUGUAUGUAACAUAGUUAUAUUUAUUGCUGACUUUGUACUGUUAUAACAUCUUAUCUAGAGUGAUCUGCCCUUUGAUCUCGUGUAAACAUUUACGUCACAAAUUCAUGAGGAGCACCCUAUUAUGACUUAACAUAAAAUAGGUUUGAAAUUUUAAUUGAAAUUUUCUAAAUUAGAUCUUGUAAUUGACAUUAUAUCACACUUUAAUGACAAUGCUAGAAAUCUAUAACCAAUAUAUCCAAGACAAACUACCCAUUUCAAAUAGCCGUAGAUAAAUAAUUCCCACAACGCCAUGGACAUCUCUAGCCGUUAUAAAUAAUCCAAGUUAUACUAUCGGCAGUAGAUGUAUUAUAUACCUAGCAAAGUGUACUAAAUCCCCGGUCAAAAUGUACAAACAUCACCACUCUGAGUCAUGUAAGAUAUACAAAUACACAUUUAGUAUUUCUGUUAACAGUUGUAUAAUAACACAUAUAUAAAUAUCACCUUUACCGAUCAUCAGAUAAAUUGUCGACUUUUAAUUGCAUUUGUAUUGCUAACAAAAUACUGUUUACGAAGAAACAGGACGAAGGGGCAUAAAUUUAUACUUAUGUCCUAGAAUUUCUGAUAGAAUGCAAAAAACCAUUCCAUGAUAAUUCUUUAGAAUUUUAAUAUCAGCCGUUAAAGGUAAGGAAUAGUAGAUUUAUAUAUCCCAUCUUGGCUAUUUAAAGUGUUGCUUAUUUCAUGUUUGAUGUGGUUUGUUAUGCAUACAGUAUCUGUUGAAACUAAUGUGGGUACAUAAAGUAUGGCUAUAAUACGGAAUAGAUCAGAGAUUAGUUGUUUAAAUACCAGAACACAUUCUAAUUAAACAGUUGUUAAGUAUGUCAAUGAAAACAAAGUUAAAUAUUGCAUGUGCAAAUUUUAGAUUUGAACGUAAUAAAGGGAAGUAACUCCUGAAUUUUGCAAAGGGAGAUGGUCCUGAUGCUGUUAUUACUGUGUAUGUGUGACCCUAGUCCCCCUGGUGUUCAUUAUUGACUAUUUUGAGUUGCUUUUUAUUUCAAUUCUUGUUAAGAUUACUAUUCUGUUAUCCAUAUAUACAUAUAAAUAUAUCAUUUGCAAUAUUUGUUAAGAUUUGUGUGUGCGUAUUAAUGUAUUUAAUUAUUUUAUUAAAUCAUCAACAUUAUUACAUUCUAUGAAUCACGUGUAGUAUAGCUGAAUGUGUCAGGUGUUUGGCUGAAUGUCACGUGUAUGUCGGAUAUACGUCACAUGGCUGAAUACGUCACAUCACAGCUGAUAUAGGUCACAUUAUUGAUAAGUCACAAUCACAUAUGAUCAAAAGUAUAAUAUUUUAAUAGUUAUAUUCAGUAAUUUCAAAUGUUCUCUAUUCACCAAAUUUUUUAAACAACGUUUUUCUUAUUUUGGGAAAGAAAUAUGUCCCAACAAAACAAUUGUAAAUUGAUAGGACAGGUAAAAAUACCAGCCUGGCCACCAGUCACACUCACAGGGGCAUGGCACACAUACCCAAACAUCAAGGUCUUAUAUAUAUAUAUAUAAUGUGGAUCUGUGCCACGCCCCUGUGAUCACACUGACAGAUCAAACUAAUCCUGUCGAGAUAUAUGGGAAUUGAGGUUCAGAUCUUGUUAAUAUAUCUAUUGAGGAUAGUGUGUUUAAUGAAGUUGUAUAUAUAUAACAUAGAAAUGUGAGAAUGCCUGUAUAACUGACUGUGCUAUGUGUGGAGUGGAGAUCAAAACAAGAUGGAUACAAGUGAUUUAUGGUACCGAGCUGAGAGGAAAAUAAAAUUUAUAUUGAAAGCCAAUUCUCCGUUUAUGAAAUGUUUAACAAUUGGCUUAAUAUAGCUACUUCACAUGUCUUUUGGAAAUGGUGAUAUACUUAUCUAUAAUUAAAAGCUACAUUUCCUGAAUAAUUUUUUAGACGGAAACAGUAAAUUAUUUGGGUAAUAAGAAAGGAUAAAAUACUUAUUGUACAAUGUAUUUUUUCUAAUAACCCCAAACUGUUCAUUGUAACAAAAGACAGUCUCUUCAUGUAAACCUAUAUGAAGCACAAUAUUGUUUUGUCAGAUGAGACCAGUCAUCGGUAUAAAACACUUGUCAGACGUUUUUGGUCAUUUCUAGAAAUUCAGAAAGUCGGCAUUACUGCCUUUGGUAUGUAGGAACAAAUGUGCCCGAGUGAAAUCUAAAUCAAAUUGCUGACUAUUCAGAAAUACAAAUGUGAUGACUUUAUCUACUUUUGAAGUGCACAUUUUCGCACAGCAAAUUCUGUAAACAUUGAACGGUUUUUGUUCCAUGUUUACAGGUUUUGCAUUUACUGUAACCAGAAGAAUAUACAUACAUAAUACGACAUUAAGUAUCGUGUAUAUAGAGCUCGUAUUGAUGAAACCAUUCUCCGCUCAAACCUACUUUCUUAUAACUUGUUUAAAUAAGGUGAUAUUGUUUAAAGGUCAAGCCUAGACACCACUGCUAAUGCUAUAAGACUCCAAGUCUUUCAAAAUUCCUCGAAAUCAUUGGGAAAAUGUGAAAUUUAAAUAAUUUACCACCGAAACAAGAAAUUGGAUUUGAGUACAGAAUUUGAGCUUGGGCGUGAAAAUGUUUUCAUGAAAACGGGCCUUGGUUUAAAAGCCUGAAAUGUAUAACGGUAAACUACAAAAAUGUCUGACGCGAAUAUGUUCACUUUCAUAGUAUUUGCAGUCUAGUUUGUGAGUGUGUGUGACUGGCCCAUUUAACAGUUGAGGUGUGAUAUGUUAGUAGUGAACGGUUUUGUGAAUGAACGGUGUGCUACUUUAGAAGUAUAUACAUUCUUGUUUACGUGACUGAAAAGUUGGACUAUUUUUUGACGGAAGUGUUGUGUGCAAUCUUGUGUACAUUUGCAAUACAAGCUAAUUUUAUACAAUA